Corythoichthys intestinalis (scribbled pipefish) is the source of this 2374-nucleotide messenger RNA. RefSeq names its product 4F2 cell-surface antigen heavy chain-like. Gene Ontology annotation, biological process: L-leucine import across plasma membrane; carbohydrate metabolic process; phenylalanine transport. NCBI's taxonomy places the organism in Eukaryota, Metazoa, Chordata, Actinopteri, Syngnathiformes, Syngnathidae. Gene Ontology annotation, cellular component: basolateral plasma membrane; apical plasma membrane. Gene Ontology annotation, molecular function: L-leucine transmembrane transporter activity; aromatic amino acid transmembrane transporter activity; L-alanine transmembrane transporter activity. The coding region runs from base 619 to 2268 and encodes 549 amino acids. The transcript is spliced from 8 exons. The record is from RefSeq and is a predicted model, not a curated record.
AGUAUUUCAGACGGCAUGGGUUUGUUUGGAUAUCUUAACAAAAAUAUUUUAUUAGAUUGAAGAGUACUAUGGGAUGGGUUAAACUAGCUUUGCGCUUUGUCUGUUUUUAUUGUUAUUGUCUCAUUUAAGAACUACGGGGGAGAAAAAAAAAUCUAGCUCUGUGGGGAAAAAAAUAUCUCACCUUACAUCCACUAAAUAUACCCCACCGUCGGACUCACCCGGCUCAAGAUGGCCGCCGACACACCCAUUGGAUAAAACAUCUAGACAUCUAGCGUUUUAAUGUGAUAUCAAUGGUCAGAGCGCUGUACAGCCUGUAAAUUGAUGCCUUCAGAGCGCUACGGAAAUAUGAAUGAUCAUUCAUUAACUCAUUACGAGCCCCUCCCUUUUUACGUCCGUAGCCGCCAGUGGCAGUCAAUGAGUUAACCAAGAAAUGUAGAUGAAAGGUAUUUGUCAAAAUUCAAGAGGAGUUUGAUGGAAAUGACGUCGCCAUGAAAGAUUAUCAAGUUUCCGGAAACCCUGAACGCAGCACGGCUGAGACGAAGCCGGGCACAGCGAGCGACCAACGAAUACAACCAUUGUCUACUUUCAUUCCUUCACCAACCGUUUCUGGUGAGCACCAUGGACCAGAACGAAGACCAGAACCCGAAACCGGACCCGGUGGACACGGAAGUUCCGGAUGCUCCACCCGAGCUGGCUGGAGCUCGGGGUGAGGAGGCUGCAGCUGCGGAUGCUGCUGAUGCGACGGAGGCCGAAGUCAGCGAGGUGGUCCAGGAUGAGAAUCAGGAGAAGCAACCCAUGACCGCCGGGGGGGACCAACCCGGUUUCGCUUUGUCGGAGAAGAACGGUUGCGUGAAAGUCAAGUUAGAAGACGACGAGGACGAGAAGUUCACAGGGCUCAACAAGGAGGAGCUGAUGCGAGUGGCAGGCACACCAGGGUGGGUGCGUACCCGUUGGGCUUUGCUGGUUUUGUUCUGGCUGGGCUGGCUUGGCAUGCUCGGAGGCGCCGCGCUGCUCAUCGCACAAGCGCCACGCUGCCGAGAAUUGCCUGUCACCCACUGGUGGAACAAAGGGGCGCUCUACCGCAUCCCCAGCGUGCAGGCCUUCACCUACUCAGGAGACAUCGCAGGUGUGCGGCAAAAGGUGGACGCCUUGUACCAGCUGAAGUUUAAAGGUUUGGUCCUGGGGCCGGUCCACGUGGCCCCGCCCGAUGACGCCACAGCGCUGAGCUUUCAGGAGAUUGCUCCUGAAGCUGGAAGUCUGGAGCAGUUAAAGGAUCUUCUGGUAGUCGCACACAGGAAGGGGAUGUCUGUUGUUUUGGACCUGACACCGAACUACCUCGGCUCUAGCAGGUUCUGGUACUCCAACGCCAGCGUGACAGCGGUGGCCGAGAAACUGAAGUCUGCGUUAGUGUUCUGGUUCAGCGAGGGCGUGGACGGCGUUCAGCUAGCGGACGUGGAGUACGCGGCCGCCGUCGUGCCGUCGCUGUGGGAGGACAUCCGGGCCAUUGUCAGAAAUGGGACCAACGAACAACCUGCGAGGAGACUCCUGAUGGGCGUGAGUGAGCGCCGUUCGGCUGCGGGUGUCUCUGCCGUUCUGGCGUCCACCGGCGUGGACCUCCUGACGUCUGAGGUCCUCCUGGAUGACGACAUGGAGACGCUGGUCCAAUCCGUCCUGGAGUUGUACUCCGCUAACGGGCCGAUCGGGUUGGCCUGGAACCUGGGCGGGCGGAGUCAAGGUCACAUGGCCUCGCUUGUGAAACCAGAUUUGGUGCCGCUUUACCAGGUGUUGCUCUUCACGCUGCCUGGGACGCCCGUGCUGGAGUACGGCGACGAGAUCGGGCUGACGGAUGACGACAACAAGUUUCCAAAGAUGAUAUGGGACGACCCGGCGCAGAAAGAGGAGGAGAAGCUUAACGGCACCUUGAAGGAAGCCAUGGCCCGCCGUGCUUCUUCUCGUCUGUUGGUCCGCAGUCUGAGUGACCUACGCGCAAAAGAGCGCUCCCUGCUCUUCGGCGAUUUUGAUGUCAUCGCCAACUCGUCCAAAUCGCUGGUGUUCGUGCGCUCGUGGGACCGCAACGCUCGUUUCCUGGCCGCCUUCAACUGGGAGUCAGAGGAGGCUGGGCCCCUGGGCAGCCGGGGCCUCCCGCCGCUGGCCGAAGUGGUUGUCGCCACCGGCGGCACCCUCAAGGCAGGCGCCCACGUGGAACCCGCCAAGCUGCGUCUGGGCGCCGGGGAAGCGGUGCUGCUCAAGUUUCCCUAUGCUGGCUAGAGCCACAAAAAGUGGGCAUGAUGUCGUGGUGUUUGUUUGUUCGUUUCUUCUGUUUAAAUUGUACUGAAACAAAAGACAAAUAAAUGUAAACGUGACCUCAAUGGGG